AUUAAAACAACUUAUUACAGGCUGAGCAGUGGCAAAUGGUAUUAGGACAACAAGGUCUAAGGUCCUCACACUCGGCAGAUACUCGUCGUCACUCCAAUUCACCUCCUUAUUACCCAGCAAGUGACGGUAACCUAUCGACUUGUUCCUCCACAGGUUCGCUCAAAAGAAGAAGGUCCGUCAGAAAUAAGAACGAGAUAACCUUUGACGCCAAACAAGAUCAGUGGAUAAAGAAUGAGGAAGGCAUAGACUCUGCUCAAAAGAAACUAAAAGGUCUUAAUCUCACUCUUUACCAAAACAAAAAAAAUAUAUACCGUAGUCUAUCCUAUAAGAUAGGUGACCAAAUAGAAGCAAUUAAAUGGACUGACGACGCUAAAGAAUGGUAUUGUGCUAGAGUCGUAGAAAUACUGAAUGAUCAGGAUGAAUCCCUUGUAUUUGUUCAUUAUGAAGGAUGGCCACCCGAUGAAGCCGAUUGGAUUAGUCCAACAUUAAUACGCAACAUUCAUCACGAUAAACCUCUGCAGUAUGGUCCUACAGGUGCUGAGUCCGAGUCUUCUUGGACCGACUAUGCUGAAUUUUAUGUUUCCGAGCCUGGCGAACAAGCAAGACAUCAUACAGGCCUAGUACAAGAUAGACGCAUGUCACUUCACUGCUGUCCUUGUCAUUCUCGCGAAACAAUCCAUCCUGAAAGACCAGAUAGAAUAAGUUCUAUUCUGCAGGCAUUUCAUAACAAUCGGUUGCUAAGAUACUUUGGUAGGAUCCAUGCUCGUGAAAUCACCACCAACGAAUUAUUACGAGUUCACACAUAUUCUCAUGUUCGCAACUAUUAUCCAAUUGAUGAGGACGUACGGAUUGUUAAGGAAGAGAAACCCUUGAAAGUGACUUCAAUCGCAGCUCUCUUAAACCCUGCACCUGCAUCGAAUACCAGACAGAAAACAGUGAUGCGUGGUGUGGGCGGAGGUGUGGUAGUUCAGGCAGAUCAGGAUCUUAUAAAGAGACAGCAUCGUCGAUUUUCUUCUGCUGCCGCUGCGGUGGAUGCCUCUCAGACUAACCCUGACCCUGUGGCUCCUCCUGGUCUGGUAUGUAAGAUGAGUUGUGGGGAGUUGGGCAUUGCCGUGGAUACUACCUUUCAUCCACUUCAUAGUAGCUUAUCCGCACGAGUCGCCGCAGGCGCCUUGAUUAAUUUAGUGGAUCCUAUCAUUCACGGUCAAAUGAGAAAUGGCUUUGCUUUGGUAAGACCACCAGGACAUCAUGCUGAAAGUGAUGCUGCUAUGGGUUUUUGUUUUUACAAUAAUGUGGCUGUUGCUGUUGCCGACACGUUAGAGAAAUACCCGACCAAGAUUAAAAAGAUUCUUAUUAUUGAUUGGGAUAUACAUCAUGGUAACGGAACACAAAAAAUCUUUUACGAUAAUCCAAAUGUUCUUUACAUUUCGAUACAUCGAUGGGAAAAUGGUCAAUUUUAUCCAUUUAGUGGUGCGCCCAAUGAAUGCGGAGAAGCUGGCGGUUUAGGGCGGAAUGUUAAUAUCGCAUUGAGUGCUUCUGAGGAAAAACCAAAACCCAUGGGUGAUACCGAAUUUGUUGCGGCUUUUCAUCAUCUUGUUAUACCAAUAGCCAAGCAAUUCGAUCCUGAUAUGAUAUUCGUUUCUGCUGGGUUUGAUGCUGCUGAGGGACAUCCGGAAAAUCUUGGUGGAUAUAAUGUCAGUCCUCGCGGAUACGCUUUACUAACCAAGAUGGUAAAAGAUCUUGCUGAUCAAGUAUGUGACGGACGAUUAGUGCUGACAUUAGAGGGCGGAUAUGAAUUACAACCUUUAGCCGCAACCUGUGCAGCGAGUGCAGCCCAAUUAUUUUUACCCAACACAGUACCAGAUCAACAGAUCAGUAGUUACAAACACACAUUAAAUGCCAUCAAACCCAAUAUUGGUGCGGUGGAAAGCUUUCGAAAAAUUGUACAAACCCAAAAAUCUUUCUGGAAAUUUCCAGAGGCAAUGCAUGCCACCACCUUUCGAUUUACUUUGCCCACCGAUUGGCGCGCUACAGAUAGUAUUUCAACUAGACCACGUAGAGAUAAAAAACCCGUCAAGAUUCCCAUUGUUGAAGGAUAUUAAAAUUUACAACAUCACCUAUAUACAGAACCUGCUUUACAUAUAAAAAAAAAUCUCCUAUAUUUAUAUAUUAUCCAUGAAAGGAACUCCCAAUAGACGAAACGCUUUAAUAAACACAUCUUUUUUAGUUUGAAUCAUA
Messenger RNA from Mucor mucedo, 2238 nucleotides. RefSeq lists its product as uncharacterized. The record is from RefSeq and is a predicted model, not a curated record. Gene Ontology annotation, cellular component: histone deacetylase complex. The transcript is spliced from 10 exons. The coding region runs from base 36 to 2102 and encodes 688 amino acids. Gene Ontology annotation, biological process: chromatin organization. NCBI's taxonomy places the organism in Eukaryota, Fungi, Mucoromycota, Mucoromycetes, Mucorales, Mucoraceae. Gene Ontology annotation, molecular function: histone deacetylase activity.